AUGGGAGCUCUUGCACGAUGGGCCAAAAAGGCCGAGGUCAGACGAUCCGACGACAGCCCGACGCCGAGUUUCCUCGACAAUGACGAUCUACGUCCGCUACGACUGAAGGACCGAACGUGGGGUCGGCUUGUCUGGCUCAUGUUCUGGCUUUCGUCUGCCUCAUCCCCUGGAAAUUGGCAAGCGCCUGCUGCCUGCAUUGCCGCGGGUCUCUCCGCGUGGGAAACGAUCAUAGCCAUGCUGACCGGUCGCGCAAUCUUAGAGGCGCUCAUCGUGGCGAAUGGUCGUUGCGGUGCUGUGUAUCACAUGCCCCUGCCGGCUCUUAUUCGCAGCAGCUGGGGCGUGUACGGCGCCUGGUGGCCAGUGGUGAAUCGUGUAGUAAUUGGAAUAAUAUUCAUGGGCAUCACAGUUGCGCAAGGAGGACUUUGCGUUUACGUGACACUUCAUGCAAUCUUCCCAUCGCUGGAUAAGCUUCCGCUAGUUCUUGGCCCCGAAGAGGGCACCACCACUGGGCAGUUUAUUGGUAUCCUCAUCUUCUGGGUCCUCAUGCUGGGUGCUGACCUUAUUCCCGUACCAAAACUCAAAAGCACCAUUUACAUCAAGGUGGUGGUCUUCUUUGCCUCUGCUUUCGCCUUGCUUGGCUGGAUCGUGCACCUCGGCGGCGGCAUCGGCCCCGUUUUCACGGCCCCCAGUCGAGUGCAUGGCAGUGAGAAGGCAUGGCUCGUCGUACGCUUCUUCUUGCUCUUCAUUUCCAACAGCACGACCUUCAUCAUGAACGCAGCGGAUUGGCAGAGAUACUCAAAGAAGCCAAGCGACCCUAUUAUUAUGCAGAUGGUGGGUGGACCAAUUGCCCACGUGGUUAUCAGCCUAAUUGGAGCCCUGGUGACGUCCUCUGGAGCACUCAUUUACAAGAAGCCGCAAUGGAACCCGAUUCUUCUCAUUGAUCAGAUUUUGGCGGACAAUUACAACCCCAGAGUGAGAGCGGCGUGCUUCUUCCUUGGACUUGCUUUCACAUACUCGUCACUUGUUAGUGUCGUGUUGUCAAAUGGUCUUCCUGCUGGCAACGAUCUUGCGGGGUUGUUCCCCAAAUACAUCAACUACCGAAGAGGAACAAUUUUGGCCGGAUGUCUCUGCAUAGUAAUAUGCCCGUGGCGAUUGAUCGCUACGGCGACUGCCUUUCUCGCGUUUUUGAGUAACUAUGGCUUCUUCCUCUCUUCCUUCAUCGGCCCCAUGCUUGCGCAUUAUUUUCUGCUCGUCCGAGGCCACAUUAGCGUCGACGACCUCUUCACGUCCUCAAAAACGGGCACAUACUACUAUUGGAAAGGUAUCAACGUACGUGCAGCAGCGGCGUACGUGCUUGGGAUCGCGCCGUCUCUCUAUGGCUUUGCGGGGGCUCUCGGCGUCCCGGUUUCAGUCUCUGUGCAGCGAUCCUUCUAUUUUUCCGUCAUCAUUGGCAUCGGAAUAUCUGCCGGGUCUUAUAUUCUUCUAUGUGCCUUGUGGCCAGUUCCGCAACAAGUCCCCUUUGGCACCAAGGGGUGGCUCGAGCCGGACGACGUCAUUCGUCAAGAUGAUGUAUCGGACAAUUCGGCCUUGUCUGCCCAAGACGCGGACACCCCCCGGCAGCAUUCUCAGGGCAGUCACGAUGUGGAAAAGGGGGCAGCAAUGCAUGUUUAG
Messenger RNA from Purpureocillium lilacinum, 1671 nucleotides. The record is from RefSeq and is a predicted model, not a curated record. NCBI's taxonomy places the organism in Eukaryota, Fungi, Ascomycota, Sordariomycetes, Hypocreales, Ophiocordycipitaceae.